Molecule: messenger RNA, 4239 nt
Organism: Coffea arabica (coffee)
Lineage: Eukaryota; Viridiplantae; Streptophyta; Magnoliopsida; Gentianales; Rubiaceae
Product: DNA-directed RNA polymerases IV and V subunit 2
Biological process (GO): DNA-templated transcription
Molecular function (GO): DNA binding; DNA-directed RNA polymerase activity; ribonucleoside binding
Source: RefSeq, a predicted model, not a curated record
GGCGGGCACAAAUUUCUUGCGCGGCAGGAAUCGCCUUGUCUGUUCAAAGCUGUACUCCACUAGUCCACUUCCUCAGUCUUCUUGCAGAAGGCGUGCUUAUUUGUUCUCGCUCUAUUCAUAGUUUCCAUCGCCUGAACUUUCAUCAAAACUGAAAAGCAAGUGGGAAUUUGAUACUAAUGGAUGCAUCUGAUGCCAUAAAAGAUUCGGGAAUUGGGAGUAGCAAAGAUAACUUAUUUGAUCAAUCCUUAUCGAUGGAUAUUGAUGACAUUGACUUUGAUGAUUUCGAUGACAUGCUCAACUCUAUAACCCUACGGGAGUUGGGUGAAGAUUUCUUGAAGAAAUUUUGUAAGAAGGCAGCAACUGCCUUUUUUGAACAGUAUGGUUUCAUUAGUCAUCAAAUCAAUUCUUACAAUAAUUUCGUCAAGUAUCGGAUUCAAGAAGUCUUUGACUCUGUUGGUGAGAUUGUGGUUGAGCCAGGGUUUGAUCCUUCAAAGCGGGGUGAUGGAGAUUGGAAAUACGCAUCUAUAAAGUUUGGCAAAGUCAUUCUUGAGAAGCCAGACAUUUGGAUAGGUGAGAAGUUAUUUGGAGAAGGUAAAAACGAGUAUCUAAAAGUGCUUCCUCGUCAUGCCCGGCUUCAGAACAUGACUUAUUCAGCUAGGAUAAAAGUGGAGACUCAUGUACAGGUCUACACCAAGAAGCUUCUAAGAAGUGACAAGGCAAAAACUGGAAUGGCAGAGUAUGUAGAGAAUCAUUGUGAAAAGGAGGAGAAGAAGGAGAUCAUAAUUGGGAGGCUCCCUGUUAUGGUGAGGUCUGAGUUAUGUUGGAUGAAUGAAGCCGAAAAGGAUGAUUGCGAAUUUGACCAUGGUGGAUAUUUCAUUAUCAAGGGUGCUGAAAAGACAUUUAUUGCACAGGAGCAAAUCUGCAUGAUAAGGCUUUGGCUGUCUCGUGUCCCAAACUGGAUGGUUUCUUACCGUCCAAUUGCUAAAAGGAAAAGAGUGUAUCUGAAGCUAGUUAGUAAUUCAAAAUUUGAGAGUAUCAUUGGAGGAGAAAAGGUUCUUUCUGUUUAUUUUGCUGUUGCUGAAAUGCCCGUGUGGAUACUGUUUUUUGCCCUUGGUGCAUCUUCUGAUAGAGAGGUGGUAGAUUUGAUCAAUUUGGACAUUGAAGACACCAAAAUUGCAAAUAUACUUACUGAAUCGAUAUAUGAUGCUGAUGAUAAUUGUACGGACUUCCGCAGAGGUAAGAAUGCUCUUGAUCACGUUCAUAAACUUCUGAAGAACUGUAAAUUUCCUCCUGCUGAGCCUGUGGAAGAAUGCAUCAGAAAUCUACUGUUUCCAAAUUUAACUGGCUUUAAGCAGAAAGCCCGCUUCCUUGGGUACAUGGUGAAGUGUCUAUUGGAAGCAUAUACUGGCCGACGAAAGGUUGACAACCGGGAUGAUUUCAGAAACAAGAGAUUGGAGUUGGCUUCUGAGCUGUUGGAGCGGGAGCUGAAGGUACACCUUAAACAUGCUGAGAGGCGUAUGGUGAAAGCUAUUCAAAAAGAUAUCUAUGGAGAUCAUGAACUGCGGGGCAUUGAAACCUAUGUGGAUGCAUCAAUCAUUUCGAAUGGUCUUUCAAGAGCAUUUUCAACUGGAGCAUGGUCACAUCCGUACAAGAAAAUGGAAAGGGUUUCUGGAGUGGUCGCUACCCUUAGGCGGACAAACCCCUUGCAGAUGACUGCUGACAUGAGGAAAACACGGCAGCAGGUUUCAUAUACUGGGAGAGUUGGUGAUGCUAGAUAUCCGCACCCUUCACACUGGGGAAAGAUAUGCUUUCUCUCUACUCCAGAUGGAGAAAAUUGUGGGCUUGUUAAAAACUUAGCCAGCUUGGGACUUGUCAGCACAACAGUAUUGGAAUCUCUUCUUGACAAAUUACUUGAUUGUGGUUUAAAAUUAUUACUAGAUGAUACUUCAUCCUCAACACAUGAAGAGCACAAGAUUUUUUUGGAUGGGGACUGGAUUGGGACAUGCAAGGAUUCUGCAUUAUUUGUAGCAGAGCUAAAGAAUAAGCGUCGGAGCAAGGAGAUCCCACAGCAGGUGGAAAUAAAGAGAGAUGAAAAGCAUAGAGAAAUCCGUGUAUUUUCUGAUGCUGGAAGGGUUCUUCGUCCCCUCCUAGUUGUUGAGAAUCUGAAAAGGAUCAAAGAUUUGAAAGGGGAGGACUGUUCUUUCCAAUCUCUUUUGGACAGGGGAAUCAUUGAACUUAUUGGACCUGAAGAGGAAGAAGAUUGUGUAACUGCUUGGGAAAUUGGCUUGUUGUACACAGGCAGCAAAGAGAAGCCUCCCAUGAAAUAUACACAUUGUGAACUUGACCAGUCAUUCUUAUUAGGUUUAAGCUGUGGAAUUAUCCCAUUUGCUAACCAUGAUCAUGCACGAAGGGUCUUGUACCAGUCUGAGAAGCACUCUCAACAGGCUAUUGGGUUUUCCACUACAAACCCAAGUAUCAGAGUUGAUACAAAUAUCCAUCAAUUGUAUUAUCCCCAGAAGCCACUUUUCCGAACCAUGCUUUCAGAUUCUCUUGGAAAGCCUUCCUAUCCUCGUCAUAGAGGAAUGCUGCCACGACCUGAAUAUUUUAAUGGGCAAUGUGCUAUAGUGGCAGUUAACGUACAUCUUGGUUACAAUCAGGAGGAUUCCUUGGUAAUGAAUCGUGCUUCACUAGAGCGUGGCAUGUUCCGAUCCGAGCAUAUAAGAAGCUACAAGUCAGAUGUAGAUGAGACGGAAAACUUGGGGAAGAGGCACAAGCCUGAGGACUUUGUAAAGUUUGGAAAGAUGCCGAGUAAAAUUGGACGCGUUGACAGCCUUGAUGAUGAUGGUUUUCCAUUCAUUGGUGCUAGCCUCCAGACUGGUGACAUAGUCAUAGGUAAAUAUUCAGAAUCAGGGACCGAUCAUAGUGUGAAACUAAAGCACACUGAAAAAGGCAUGGUUCAGAAGGUUGUACUGUCAGCUAAUGAUGAGGGCAAGAACUUUGCUGUGGUAUCUCUGAGGCAGGUUCGUUCUCCAGGUCUGGGCGACAAGUUUUCAAGCAUGCAUGGGCAGAAGGGUGUUCUGGGUUUCCUAGAAUCUCAGGAGAAUUUUCCAUUUACAGCACAAGGAAUAGUUCCAGAUAUCGUAAUUAAUCCACAUGCAUUUCCUUCACGACAAACUCCUGGGCAACUUUUAGAGGCUGCAUUGGCUAAGGGAAUUGCUCUAGGAGGUGCACAGAAAUAUGCCACACCUUUUUCAACCUUAUCUGUUGAUGCUAUAGGAGACCAACUUCAGAGGCUUGGAUUUUCAAGGUGGGGAAAUGAGAGAAUGUACAAUGGGCGAACAGGUGAAAUGAUUCAUACUAUGGUUUUCAUGGGUCCGACAUUUUAUCAACGCCUUACUCAUAUGGCUGAAGAUAAAGUAAAAUUUCGGAACACGGGACCAGUCCAUCCACUCACUCGUCAGCCAGUGGCAGACAGGAAGCGGUUUGGUGGGAUAAAAUUUGGUGAGAUGGAACGGGAUUGCCUUAUAGCUCAUGGUGCUGCAUCAAAUUUGCAUGAACGCCUCUUCACUCUCAGCGAUUCUUCAGAGAUGCAUAUCUGUCGCAAAUGCAGGAGUAUGGCCAAUGUAAUCCAGAGGCCAGUGUUCGGUGGCCGCAAGAUUCGUGGCCCUUUCUGUCGGUUAUGUGAGUCUGCAGAAGACAUUGUUAGGGUGAAUGUGCCUUAUGGUGCCAAGUUGCUCUGUCAAGAGCUUUUCAGCAUGGGCAUAUCUCUGAAGUUUGACACCGAGUUAUGCUGAGCUUCAGUCAUUUUCUUGGAUGUAUUGGUUAUAAUCCUGAAUGCUUUAUAAAUACUUAGUUUCAUAACAAGUGCAUACAACGAUGACAUGGAUUUUAAGCAUUUGAAUGAACAUGUCUGUGCAUAGAAUGUUAAAAAUAACUUCCAGCUCCCAAGCACAAGCAAGCAGUCAAGUUCUACCGUAGACGGACUGGUGAUUUUUUGGAACUAAAGGGUGCACACCUGCUAAGCAAUUUCCUUGUGUUAUUGCUGGUUUGCAGUCAUGUAAUCCUAUAUGACUGGCUUAUUGAUCAAGCUCUGCCUGGCUAUGCGAGGUUUGAGUUUCUGUGCUCCUUUUGCUUGUGAACAUGUAAAUAUGUGGUCGAACUUGCGAUGAACCAUGUCUGUGCAUGCUCUACUGGAGACGUUGCAAAUGAUUUUUCUUGGCAAAGAACAACUUCUGAUCA